CGGGCUUCCGGUGUGACUGGAAGAGCUGCUGAGGGGAGUCGGAAGAGACCGUCGAAGCUUUUUGAGGGGAAGAGAAGCAAGCGGCGGGAGGCCCAACUGAGGCGACAGGAUGUCUUCUGGUGCUUUAUUCCCAACCUUGGUGCCCGGCUCUCGGGGCUCAUCAAGCAAAUACCUGGUCGAGUUCCGUGCAGGAAAGAUGUCUUUGAAAAGCAGCACGGUCACCCCUGAUAAGAGGAAGGGCCUUGUCUACAUACAGCAAACGGAUGAUUCCCUCAUUCACUUCUGUUGGAAAGACAGGACAUCUGGGAACGUGGAGGAUGACUUGAUCAUAUUUCCUGAUGACUGUGAAUUUAAGAGGGUGUCUCAGUGUACUACUGGCCGUGUCUAUGUGUUGAAGUUCAAGGCUGGAUCCAAGAGACUGUUCUUCUGGAUGCAGGAACCUAAGACGGAGAAAGAUGAAGAGCAUUGUCGUAAGGUGAAUGAGUACCUCAACAAUCCACCCAUGCCUGGAGCUCUAGGAGGCAGUGGAAGUGGGGGCCAUGAACUUUCUGCCCUUGGAGGUGAGGGUGGCUUGCAAAGUCUUCUGGGAAACAUGAGUCAUAACCAGCUGAUGCAGUUGAUUGGACCAACGGGCUUAGGAGGACUUGGUGGACUUGGUGCUCUUACAGGUCCCGGUCUGGCUAGUCUGUUGGGCAGUGGGGGGCCUCCAACGAGCAGCUCUUCUUCCAGACCAGCUGUCCCAAAGGUGCCUUUUUCAAGAGGCAACUUGACUUUCUGGUUUUUCCCUGAAGACGUUUCGCUUCUCAUCCAAGAAGCUUCUUCAGCAGCAUCCAGGCCAUCCAGUCAAAGAUCCAAAGAAAGUGGGUUGGGUAUGGAGAUAUCAAACUCUCUUCAGAACAUGCAAGCGACGCUUCAAUCAAUUCAAGAAGCUUUGGUUAAAUCUCAAGAAACCAUAGCAAAAAAUCAUGAGGAGAUAAAAAAUGAAAUGAGGGAGCUGAAGGAGGAAAUACGUCAGAUUAAUGAAAAAAUGGCGAAUAUUCUGCAAAAGACAGCAAAAAAUGAACAGAAAAUGGAGGACAAACCAGAACAAACAGAGAAAGAAGUGCAGGAAGUAGCCCAAGUUAACAAAGACCUGGAGGAGACAGUAAUUGUCCUGGAGAUGGAAAAGGCGGCCUACUUCCUAAGAUUCCAGAAUAUUAAAGAAGAGAAAAGGGAAAACCUGAUGGACGUGAUAACAGAGUUGUUGGCUGGAGCUCUACAGAAAACUAAACAAGAGGUCCAAGUGGAAAUAGGGGAAAUAUUUAGAAUUCAUACAAAUUACACAAGAAGACAUAAACUCCCAAGAGAGGUACGCGUGAGAUUUACUAAAAAGAGAUUGAGAGAUGAAAUACUUAAAAGAUCAAGAGAAGAGCCUUUGAAAUAUAAAAGGAAAAAAAAUGUGAUGUUGAAACAGGUCCCUAGGAGAGUAACAGAUCAAAGGAGACAAUAUCAAUUCCUGACCUCACAAUUGAUCAAAUGUAAUGUAAUUUUUAGAUGGUUGAUACCAGAGGGAAUUCUGGUUAUUUGGCAAAACAAAAGGUUUAGACUGGAUUCACUAGAUAAAGCAUAUGCCUUUUUUAAUCAUCAUUUUGCUGCAAGUGAACAGCAGGAAAGCAGGGAAGAGAUAGAAAGUGAAAGACAAGAAGAAAUGCAAGCAAAAGAAAAGACUUCGCAACAAGAAGAGAGUGAAAAUAAAAAAGAGAACGAAUAGAAUGAGAAGGUGCAAGAGCAAAAGAACAGGGAGAUAAGAACAACUAGGAGUGUAAAACCUAUAUAUAAAUUAAGUGAUGGAAAAAGAAAUAAGGAUGUUAUCAAUUAACAUAAAUGGAUUGAACUCCCCUAUGAAAAGGAAAAAAAAACUACAAAAAAUAAAAAUGGACCUAAUUUGUUUUCAAGAAGUGCAUAUUAAAAAAACAACAUUGCAACUUAUUCGAAUACCCCCAAAGUGGGAAAUUAUAUUCUUUAUAUAUUUAGCACAACUAAAGAAAAGAGGGGUGACAUUAUAUGUUAAAGAAAUGGUAAAAGCCAAACGUGUAUUCAGAUGAAGAAGGGAGAAUAUUGAUGGUUGAGGUUGUAAUAAAUCAGAAACAGAUUCUUUUGAUCGCAAUAUAUGCACCAAAUAACAAGAAGAAUUCUACAAAAAGCACCAUAAGAAUAUAAUUGAAAUAGACUAUGAAUACAUUUGUAUGAUAGUGGACUUCAGUGCAAUUGAGGAUGUCAAACUAGACUAUAGGUGCAGCAAAAAAAGUAAAAAAAAAUGACACUUCCAAAACCUUUUUUUGAAAUGACACAAGAAAUAGGCGUACAGGAUUUAUGGGGAGAGUGAAAUCCAAAGAAAAACCAAUAUACAUUUUAUUCGAACAGACACCAAUCUUGGUCUAGCAUAGAUAUGAUAUCGCCAGAAUAUCCAGGAAUUCUGUGGGAAACUUUAGGGAAACUUUACAGUCAAGAAAAAGUGUCAGAAGGUAUAAUAAAACAAUAUUUAGAAAAGACCGCGUUACCCAAAAUACCAGAAACAGUGAAAGCUAUGUUAAACGAAAGAAUAACAAUGAUGGAAGUAACAGAAGCAAUUUAAAGGCAAAAAACCCAAUAAAAUACCUGGAUCAGAUGGGCUUUCGGCAGAACUUUAUAAACAUCUACAAGAUUUCUUAGGUUUGUCAAUGUUGGAGAUCUAUAAUGAUGUGUUGUUAAGGCCAAUCUUCCUAAAACAUCGGCAGAUAUUAGCUUAAUGCCAAAAGAAGACUCAUUUACAGCAGAUAAAAAACUAGACCAAUAUCAUUAUUAAUUGUAGAAUACAAAAUAUAUACCUCAAUAGUAGAGAGACUAAAGUUCUUGAACAAAUUUGUACGCCCAGACCAGAAUGGUUUCUUAUCCAAAAGUCAAAUUAAAAAUAAUAUGAGAAUCAUCUUGAAUACAUUGGAAUACUAUGAAGUACACUCUGAAAAACAGAUAGCUCUGCCCCCUUAUUAUUUAUACUAACUUUGGAAGUCUUGAUUAGAAAGAUCAGACAAGACCCAGAAAUAAAAGGCAUGGAAAUAAAAAAAGAAAAUUACAAAUUACAGGCAUUUGUGGAUGUUGUAGUAUUUAUCCUAGAAGAGCCACUGAAAUGGGAUCUAAAUUAAUAAAAAAAAGAAGAUUUAUUGAAGUAGCAGGAUUAAAAAUAAACAAAGAAAAGACUAAGAUGCUGGUAAAGAAUCUUACAAAUAAACAAAAAAAUGAAUUGGUAGAAAAAAUGGGCAUUCAGAUAACUAAAAAAGUAAAAUAUUAGGAAUUUGGUUAGUGGCGAGAAGUGCAAUUAUUAAAGAAGAUAAUUAUUUUAAAUUAAUACAACAAAUCUGGAAAAAUGGAAAAACCUACAGCUGUCGAUGGUUGGAAGAAUAGUUACAAUAAAAAUGAAAAUUUUGCUGAAGUUGUUAUUUCUGUUUCAAACAAUUCCAAUAAAACUAGGAAAAAAAGUUUUUUGAGGAUUUAAAUAAAUUGAUUUUAAGUUUAUUUGACAAUGGAAAAAAGCAAGAAUAAAAUUGGAUUUGGAUUACCUGAUUGGGAGUUGUAAGUGCUUACAUGGGUGAAAGAAUGGGUUAAUUUGAGGAACAAAAAAUUUUGACUUUAAAAAGACAUGAUUUGCAAUUGGUAUGGGAAAAAUAAAAUACACAGAUAUUUUCAAAGACAUAUUAGAAAUGCUCUACUUUUAGUAUGGGGAAAAAUCAUACAUUACAUGAAAAUAUCUGUGUGGCUAUCCACAAUAGAAUGUUCUUGAACUGGAAAAAAUUACAAGAUAUAAAAAUAUCCUAAAUGAACAAGGGAAAUUAAAAUCGAAGUAAGGACUGAAAAAUCAAGGAAUUGAUUUGGCUUGAUGGCCACUUAUGCAAAUACAAUCAAGGUACAAGUAAGAUGCAGAAAUAAAUGGAUUUUACAAAGAACCUUCAGAAUUAUAUCUGAUAUUUUUAGGGAUGGAUGAUAAAUUUAAAAAAUAGCUGCUUAUUGAGUUUUAAAAUGGAAGAAGAACAAGUAAAAGAUACUAUGAUAAUAUGGGCCAAAAAUUUUGGAUAUAAUAUAGAACUUAGAUAAAUGGCAAAAACUCUGGGAAAGAAACUAUAAAUUGAUGAUGUCAACAGCCUAUAAAAAAAUAUCUACAAAAUGUCUUAUAGGUGGCAUUGCCACCAGUAAGAAUGGCAAAGAUGUUCCAAAAUGUAUCUCCCAGAUGUUGGAAAUGUAAACAAUUACCGUGUUCUUACAGUCAUAUGUGGUGGACUUAUCCUAUUGCAAAAAAUACGGUUAGAAAUAAAUAUGUGGCUAGAAGAAAUGACAAAACAACAAAUAGACCUAAAACCAGAGAUGUUCUUGUUGGGUAUC
Thamnophis elegans (Western terrestrial garter snake) is the source of this 4392-nucleotide messenger RNA. RefSeq names its product proteasomal ubiquitin receptor ADRM1. Gene Ontology annotation, molecular function: ubiquitin binding; endopeptidase activator activity; proteasome binding. Bases 110 to 1750 code for a protein of 546 amino acids. Gene Ontology annotation, cellular component: cytoplasm; nucleus; proteasome regulatory particle, lid subcomplex. NCBI's taxonomy places the organism in Eukaryota, Metazoa, Chordata, Lepidosauria, Squamata, Natricidae. Gene Ontology annotation, biological process: ubiquitin-dependent protein catabolic process. The transcript is spliced from 7 exons. The record is from RefSeq and is a predicted model, not a curated record.